Molecule: messenger RNA, 4166 nt
Organism: Equus quagga
Lineage: Eukaryota; Metazoa; Chordata; Mammalia; Perissodactyla; Equidae
Product: cytochrome b5 type B
Exons: 5
Coding region: 96-536 (146 amino acids)
Cellular component (GO): mitochondrial outer membrane; intracellular membrane-bounded organelle
Molecular function (GO): heme binding
Source: RefSeq, a predicted model, not a curated record
GAUACGGAAGCCGGGAGGGCUGAGUGCAAGGUCUACCUCAAGGAAGUUAGCGGAGGAAACUCGGAUACCGGUGGAGAAGAGGUGUCUUAGGCCCAAUGGCGGCUGUGGACGCAAGCGGCAGCGAUGGGAAAGGGCAAGGGGUCGAGACCUCCGUGACCUAUUAUCGAUUGGAGGAGGUGGCCAAGCGCAACUCCUCGAAGGAGAUAUGGCUGGUGAUCCACGGGCGAGUCUACGAUGUCACUCGCUUUCUUAACGAGCAUCCUGGAGGAGAAGAGGUUCUGCUGGAACAAGCUGGUGCAGAUGCAAGUGAAAGCUUUGAAGAUGUGGGCCACUCCUCUGAUGCCAGAGAAAUGCUGAAGCAGUACUAUAUUGGUGACGUGCAUCCGAAUGACCUUAAACCUGAGGGUGGUGGCAAGGACCCUUCGAAAAACAACACGUGCAAAAGUUGCUGGAUAUAUUGGAUUUUCCCCAUCGUCGGCGCCAUUCUCUUAGGUUUCUUGUAUCGUUACUACACGUCGGAAAGCAGAUCCUCCUGAGGAGACCUUGUUGGAGUCUGGAAGCAUACACACGUGGAAGUGGAAACUAGAGACUUGUUUGGAGGCUGCAGUGGUGCCCUCUUCCCGAAUCCUGCCAGUUUUAUUCUUCCCCCUUGGAGCCCAGACGGUUGGCCACACAUCCGCCUCAGAGCCGGGGCCAGUGUCCUUCAUCUCUCAGAGCCUUCCUCCCAAAGCACCUGCCCAUUGUUCUGUGUCCUUACCACUGUUUCCUCUCUCCACUGGUUUCCACGAACGCCUUUGCAUUUCAAAACUGUCUUUUAUAAUUACAAUCCAUAUGUCCUAGUGACAUUGCCCUUUGGUAAAAAUGCCUGCUUUCCAAUACUUUGAUUGCACAUCAGACAUUCUUAACAGGGCAGCCUUCUCUGCUUUUGAAGCUUUUCUUUUUCCGUUUUUCUUUUAAGUAAAUUAAAAAAAAAAAUUCUGACUUAAUUCUGUUGUUUAUCAUAAGGGGUUUAAAUUGAUGAAGUCAAGACUUAAAACACAGCCGCCAAAUGGUCUUCCUUGUUUCUAUUUGUUGAAAUUGGAAAGAACCAUGUGAUCAACCUUGCCCUCCCAAGCGAGUGUGGCAGGUAGCUCUGGCCACCCCCUGGGUCCACCAAGUGGUGCUGGACAGAAGCAUGCUUCACUUUUAUUUCUGGGGAGUAGAGAGAAACAGGGAAAGGGAGAGGUGAAUUGAGGUGAUGGGGCAAAUUCGUAGUAAUCUUUCUUGUGAAAAGUAGUGCUUUAGAGAAAGCACCAAAGAUUUCAUCCUUUGCUUUUGUUUGGCACCAGUUUCUCGCCGUCUUCCCCCCCAACCAUCUUUUACUGGUAAAAUAUAAAUUCAUAAUUAUAUCUGUAGAGCUUUACCAUAGAUUUUUGCUGCUUUUUUGUUUAUCGAUUAUCAAAUUUUUUAUUCCCCAUUUUACAAAAUUAAGAGACUUCAAAUUGAUCAAAGAUACAAUAUUUGAUCUUUUGUUUGCUCCAGUAAAAUACCCUCCACACUAAAGCGGCAUUUGAGAGGGGGAGACUGUGACGAGAGAAUGUGUUGCAUUUCAUCUGUAUUUUAUCUCUGUGGCUCUAACUUUGUCUCUGCCGUCCGUGAAACCCAUCCUAGACCCAGGCCUUCUUUUGAUCUCCUGCUGAUGUGAUGUCACUUUGUAUUAUAAAAACCACUUUGGGGUCCAUUUACUAUUCUGCUGUGGUUUUGUUGUUUUUCCGUGAGAAUAAAAAACUCGGAGUUUUUUUUCUCGGAUGUGUUUCAUUGAGGAGUAGCUUAUUAUUUAAAAUUAUGUUACUAUUUCUUCUUGGCUCAGGAAUUUCUCUGGCAUAUUUGACUUUACUUUUUUUUUUCCUGUGGAAGCACCUGAGGAGACCUCAGUGUCCUGGCUGUUUUCUGCCAAGAGCUGUUUGUGGUGAUUUUUCUCCCCAUCCUUUGAGGAUUACCAUUCUGCUUGUGAGCGGUUGUCAUGUGCAGCAGGGAGCAGCUUCGCUCCAGAAGGACCACGGGCACUGCUCAGUAUUUCCUCCCCGCUUCCAGCUUGCCAGCGACUUGACAAGACGGGAAACUGCCCAGCAAACCAGUGUCUGCCCAUGCAAACUAUUUAAGAAAAAGUUCAACCCAGGUCUUGUAUCCUGUGAUUUAGCAGUUGAGUGAAUUUAGAAUUCAUCAAAAUAAUAUUAACCUUGUAUUUGCACAUUUGAAUGUGACAUUAUGGAGUAAUUUUAGGGGAUUUCUGACUGACUUUUAUGUAUCAGAUAUGGUGAUAGUCAAACUUUUACCUUUAGAAAAUGUUUUGUGUGUAUUAUAAGAUGCCACUUCAAGACAAUUUAUUGAAAAAAAACUUUGGUUAUUAUAUAACAAAAGUGAUGUGACUAUUGAUGCUCCUCCGUUUGAAGGCUAGGAAGGGUUGCCUCGAAUAAGAAGUGGUAUAUAAUUGCUAUAAUAAUUAGGUUGCAUGAUUACAUGGGGCCAUUUUGCAGUAGAAAUAAAGAACAAAGGAGUAUUGAGGAGCUGGAAAGGGAGCAUUCAAGCUAAAACUAAGCCAGAAGAUAACUUGGACCAAUUAAAAGUGUGCUGGUAGGCUCCAAAACUGAAUGGAAAACAUCUGGCUUAUAAGAAACGGUAAAGAAUGAUAGUCUUAAGUAAAAUUGGUGUUUUUGAUAUUUUUAAGAUAAACCACUGUAAAAAGUAUGUUUUUCUAUUUCAUAUUGGUUGUCUUUUUCUGUUUAUAGCUGGACUUAUUUUUACUCAGAGCCAGAGAAGUAGACUUUCAGACUUUGUCUCUGCCUUCCCUGAAACCCAUCCAAGACCCAGGCCUUCUUUUGAUCUGAUGCUGAUGUGAUGUCACUUUGUAUUAUAAAAACCACUUUGGGGUCCAUUUACUAUUAUCCUGCUGCCUCCAUAAACAGCCAGGUGACAAGUAGAGCUUGUAUGAGAGUUUGCAGAGGUUUUUCUAAACAAUAAAGUAAUACAGUAUGUUAGCCAAAUCCAUCAAAAAGGACUUUUGUUUUAGGAGGUAGCCUUGAAUUCUGGAAAAACAGUCUCCACAUUAGUAGGUUGUGAAAACCUCUCUGGAGAGCAAGUGGAGCCCGUCCCUGUUGGCUGACCCCGGCCCCUAGAGCUAGUCUCGGGGGUGUUGGGUGGUUUAUUCCUGAGGAAGACUGACUGCGACUGCACCCCUACUGUACACAUAACGCCUGGAGAUCACCAGAGGAGAGCAUGAGGGAAAGCUUAUGCCACCAAAAUAGGGGUGUUCGUGCUGGGCCUCCAAAAUCUUUAGCUCCUGUCUCUCAGGAAUUGGUUUUGGUUUCUGAAUGACUUCCACGUUUCUAAAGACGAGAAAGCGGUGGGGACAAAGUUUAUAUUGUGUUUAGUUCUCAGACAACUUAAGCAGAAACAAAAAUUCAUUGGAACCUGUAAUAUGAGCCUGUAAAGUUCUUCCAGCAAGUUGUCAUAAAUGCAUAGGUUGUGAAAUAAGAUCAUUAUUGAGUUUAUGCUCAUUUGGUUCCGAUAUGAAGCAAUGAAAAAUUCUUUACAGGCCAGGUAUGUCAUUACUUACGGUAUCUCAUGUUGAAAAUCUCAGGUGAUAUCUAUCUGGUUAAAUUCCAUUUUAGGAGAUUGAAAUGCUGAACACGAAUGUUUAAUGGAUUCAGACAUGUCUUGUCUCAACAAGAGAUUGAUUUUUUUCUUUAACCAUCUCAUUCUGUUGCCAAAUAUCACAAACUUAAUGGGGAGGUUUAGUCACAUUUGGCUGCUGUGCUCUGAAAGAGCCCAGUUUGGGGUGAUCUCAGAGGGAGUUUCCAAGAAGCAGAGAAGUAGUCGUCAGGUUACCUACCCUGUGUCUGGCAUUUUACUCUUGAGUUUUAGGAGCUGCUCUUUGCCUGCACUUAGGCUCUACAUUUGCUAUUUGGGCAGAACGUAAUUGUGAUUAUUGGUGUCCUUUCUUUUUACUUCACCCUCAACUAUGAACGAGUAAUAAUAACAUUCCUUUUGUGUAUUCAAUAAUGGAGUUUGUUUACCUAUUUUAUUUCAGCAUAUUUUGAACAAAGAUCUUUGUCUCUUUCUGCUGGAAUGUGCACACAGUGAAUGUUUGUUGGAACUACACACAAUAAAGAUACUGUUUUCCUUUU